UGAUACAUCCCCAUCAUACCUUCAUCAUCUACGUCAGUUUCCCUGGACACCAGAGACCCUCGGUCACGACUAUUCCGUCUUACACCCACAGCUACAAAAACCAACAAAUCGUUUCAUCCACUCGAUCAAAACCUCUAAAUACUAACUCAUCAAUCAUUCAUCACGAUAUUAUGCUAAUUCGAGGUGGGGUUGAUUCGAAGUGGUGAAACUACACGGUUUCAUGGAGUUUCCGAUGGUUUUAAGAGCUCCGACGACUAACCCAACUCCGACUACUUCCGCUUACUGCUGUAGCAGAGGAAGUGUCUGGUUGCCGGAGAGAUUAAAGAAACGGAGGUACGUUUCGUUAAAAAGAGCAAUAAGCGUGAGAGCUACGGUCGAGAGAAAUGGUGGUGAGGGGAUCGAUACAGGAGAGAGGAAGAGCGCUGUCGCUGGCGGCGGUGGUAGCGUCGGAGCAAGCUAUACAAGUUCUGCAAUGGAGGUCACUACAUUUAACCAGACAUUCCCAGAUGCUGAGUUUCCAGUUUGGGACAAAAUCGGUGCUGUUGUCAGACUCAGCUAUGGAAUCGGAAUUUAUGGUGCAAUGGCAUUUGUAGGAAAUUUUAUUUGUUCAACAACAGGAAUCGAUAGCACAGGAGGAUAUUCACCAUCAUUAGAUGCAAUUGUUCAAGGACUCGGAUAUGCUGCUCCUCCUAUUAUGGCCCUUCUUUUUAUUCUAGACGACGAAGUGGUGAAGGUAUCGCCUCAUGCUCGUGCAAUACGGGAUGUUGAAGAUGAGGAGUUAAGAAGCUUUUUCUAUGGAAUGUCUCCAUGGCAGUUUAUAUUAAUUGUGGCUGCAAGUUCAGUAGGAGAGGAGCUCUUCUACAGGGCUGCAGUUCAGGGUGCAUUAGCUGAUGUGUUUUUAAGGGGGAAUGAUCUUGUAACAAAUGCACAUGGAAUGGCUGCACUGACCGGUGUAUUGCCUCCAUUUGUACCAUUUGCACAAGCAUUUGCAGCUGUGAUCACAGCUGCACUCACGGGUUCGCUUUAUUAUGUGGCUGCAUCUCCAAAAGAUCCUACUUAUGUUGUGGCACCAGUUUUGAGUUCACGUUCUGGUCGUCAAGAAAUGAAAAAGCUUUUUGCAGCCUGGUAUGAAAGGAGACAAAUGAAGAAGAUAUAUUCUCCAUUACUGGAAGGACUUCUAGCUCUUUACCUUGGAUUUGAAUGGAAUCAGACAAACAACAUUUUAGCGCCCAUCAUCACGCAUGGAAUUUACUCUGCAACGAUACUCGGACAUGGGCUUUGGAAGAUUCAUGAUCACCGCAGAAGAUUACGCCAGCGAGUUCAGCAGCUUAAUCUUGAAGAUAAGAACUCGAGAAAUUUCUGAAAUUAGGUCUAGUAUUAGUAGUAAUAGAAACCAUACCUUUUGGGAUGAAGAAGCUUGUAUAUAAGUAAACAAUAAUUCUGUGUGGUUUUGUACUAUAAAUACUAUACAAAGAGACUAUUUUCAUGACCCAAA
Molecule: messenger RNA, 1495 nt
Organism: Lactuca sativa (garden lettuce)
Lineage: Eukaryota; Viridiplantae; Streptophyta; Magnoliopsida; Asterales; Asteraceae
Product: CAAX protease self-immunity protein
Biological process (GO): CAAX-box protein processing
Cellular component (GO): membrane
Molecular function (GO): metalloendopeptidase activity
Source: RefSeq, a predicted model, not a curated record